This is a messenger RNA of Trichoplusia ni (cabbage looper), 5284 nucleotides long. It is a transcript of the gene GluProRS, whose product is annotated as bifunctional glutamate/proline--tRNA ligase. NCBI's taxonomy places the organism in Eukaryota, Metazoa, Arthropoda, Insecta, Lepidoptera, Noctuidae. The record is from RefSeq and is a predicted model, not a curated record. The transcript is spliced from 31 exons. Gene Ontology annotation, cellular component: aminoacyl-tRNA synthetase multienzyme complex; cytoplasm. Gene Ontology annotation, biological process: translation; glutamyl-tRNA aminoacylation; prolyl-tRNA aminoacylation. Gene Ontology annotation, molecular function: glutamate-tRNA ligase activity; proline-tRNA ligase activity; ATP binding. The coding region runs from base 117 to 5240 and encodes 1707 amino acids.
CUUUGACAGUUUCCGUUUCUCUUGUGGGGUUCGGUCGGCGAGUGCAUGGCACUGUGUCGAAAAUAGAUAUUAAUUACGAUAAAUAGAACACAUACGUGUCUUCAAAACGCUUGAAAAUGAAAGUUGCGUGUAAUAAAGCCAACCCACCAUUAGGUGGUUUGCUCGCUACAGAGUUCUAUAAGUCUGCAGGAAAGGAUGUAAAAGUCAUUUGGGGUGGUGAAUCUUCCGUUACCUUGCCAAAUGUAUCGAAACCAGUGCCAUAUGCGACCAGCAAUGACUUGAUACGGAUUCUGGAGAAUGCCUUCAACAAGGGGGCUGGCCCGCUGCAGAAGGUCACCAUGAACCACUGGCUAUCUUUAAGCCUUGUCUUCGAGGAUGAGAUUCCCAAGUCCUUGGAGUAUUUGGACAAGACCCUCGGUCCUAUCACAUACUUGGUUGGAGAGUCAUUAUCAGUAUCAGAUUUGGCAGUCUUCAGUGUGUUGUAUGUAUCAGCUAAAUACAAGGAAGCAAGUAAGAAAACCACAUACCUAAACAUCGCCCGUUGGAUGAAGCUGAUUGAGGCUCAACCAUCAGUCACCAAAGCUCUGAAAGAGCUGCCAGCUGAUAUCCUGGACAAUCUUAACAAAACUUCAUCAAGGAAAUCUCCAGAGGCUGGUACCGGCCGUCAACAAGAGGGAAAAUUCAUUGAGCUGCCUCAUGCUGAGAUGGGCAAGGUAGUUGUGCGGUUCCCACCAGAAGCUUCAGGAUACCUCCACAUUGGCCACGCUAAAGCUGCUCUCCUCAACCAGUACUACCAGCAGGCGUUCCAAGGAAAGCUGAUCAUGAGGUUCGACGACACCAAUCCGGCUAAGGAGAAUGCGGAGUUCGAGAAGGUUAUCCUCGAAGAUGUGGAGAUGCUGGAGAUCAAGCCAGACCUGUUCACGCACACGUCGCAGUACUUCGACCUGAUGCUGGACUACUGCGUGAAGCUUAUCAAAGAAGGCAAAGCGUUUGUUGACGACACGCCCGCCGAACAGAUGAAGAACGAGCGGGAACAGAAGAUUGAGAGCAAGAACAGGAAUAAUUCCGUAGAGAAGAAUCUCCAGCUAUGGGAGGAGAUGAAGAAAGCCAGUGACAUUGGUGUCCAGUGCUGCGUGCGCGCUAAGAUCGACAUGCAGUCGCCCAACGGCUGCCUGCGCGACCCCACCAUCUACCGCUGCAAGCCCGAGACACACCCACGGACCGGCAAUCAGUAUAAAGUAUACCCUACGUACGACUUCGCGUGUCCUAUCGUGGACUCCAUCGAGGGCGUGACGCAUGUACUGAGGACUAUGGAGUACCACGACAGGGACCCGCAGUUCUACUGGUUUAUCGACGCGUUGGGCAUCAGGAAACCUUACAUCUGGGAAUACAGUCGAUUGAGCAUGACAAAUACAGUAUUGUCGAAGAGAAAACUUACAUGGUUCGUGGAGCAAGGACUUGUUGAUGGAUGGGACGACCCGCGCAUGCCGACAGUGCGCGGCGUGCUGCGGCGCGGCAUGUCCGUGGAGGGGCUGCGCCAGUUCAUACAGGCGCAGGGCUCCAGCCGCUCCGUCGUCUUCAUGGAGUGGGACAAGAUCUGGGCCAUCAACAAGAAGGUAAUUGACCCAAUAGCGCCUCGCUACACGGCAUUAGAGACCAAGCCAGUUCCCGUCAACCUAAAGGGUGUGUCAGAAAGCACUUUGACGGUUGCCUUGCACCCCAAGAACCCAGACGUGGGCAACAAGACCGUGUGGGUCAGCAACCGGUUGCUCAUAGACCAGGUUGAUGCGCAAGCUCUGAAGGAGGGAGAGAAUGCCACGUUUAUUAACUAUGGCAACAUUAUGAUUGAUAAAAUUCAUGUUGCUGCCGAUGGCACAGUCACCAGCAUAGACGCGACCCCGAACCUCGAGAAUAAGGAUUACAAGAAGACCACGAAACUUACCUGGCUGGCCGACACACCCAAGUCUCCCACCGUGGAGGUCUACUGCGUGUACUUCGACCACAUCAUAUCGAAGCCCCUGCUUAAUAAGGACGAGGACUUCAAGAAUUAUAUCGGACAUGAGACUAGGUGGGAAGUCCCAAUGCUGGGCGAGCCGGAGCUAGCGUCGCUGAAGGUGGGCGACGUCAUCCAGCUGCAGCGGCGCGGCUUCUUCCGCGUGGACGUGGCGCCCUCCGCCGCGUCCCCGCACUCCGCCCGCCGCGCGCCGCUCGUCCUGUUCCACGUGCCCGACGGACACACCAAGCAGAUGCCCGGACAGUCAAAGCCUGCCCCGGUGAAGGCGGCUCAGCAGGUGGCCAGCCCCGCGGCACCGCAGACGUCCUCUGUUACCGACCUCAACGCUCAGAUAACACAGCAAGGCGACCUGGUCCGCUCCCUGAAAGCAGAAAAGGCUGACAAAUCGAAGAUCGACCAGGCUGUGAAGGUAUUACUGGAGCUUAAGAAGCAGUACAAGGACGCUACUGGACAAGUUUGGCAGCCUGGCGCAGCAGCAGCCCCUGCCCCAGCAGCCGCCGCCCCAGCAGCCGCUGCCAGCCUCUCUGGCGACGCGUCCUCCAUCAACCAGGAGAUCACUAAGCAAGGCGACCUGGUCCGCACUUUGAAAUCAGCUAAAGCCGAAAAAGCUAAAGUGUACGAAGCCGUCAAGGUCUUGUUGGAACUUAAGGCGAAAUAUAAAGCGGCUACAGGACAGGAAUGGAAGCCGGGCGCAGCGCCCGCAGCAAGCAAACCAGCACCAGCACCAGCUCCCGCAACUGCUGACGCAACAGCGCUAAGCCAAGAGAUCACCAAGCAAGGCGACUUGGUGCGCUCCCUUAAAGCCGCUAAGGCCGAGAAAGCUAAAGUCGACGAAGCCGUCAAGGCCUUGUUAGACCUCAAGGCCAAAUAUAAGGCAGCUACAGGACAGGAGUGGAAGCCGGGUGUAGCGCCCGCGGCCAGUCAGCCCUCAAAACCAGCUCCAGCACCUGCUGCUGGUGACGCAGCGUCUUUGAACAAAGAGAUCACCAAACAAGGCGACUUGGUUCGCUCGCUGAAGUCCGCUAAGGCCGAGAAAGCUAAAGUCGACGAAGCCGUCAAGGUCUUGUUAGACCUCAAGGCCAAAUAUAAGGCAGCUACAGGACAGGACUGGAAGCCAGGUGCAGUCUCUGCCAGUCCAGCUCCUUCCCAGUCGCAGCAACAGUCGCAGACGGACGACAACAAGCAGAUCGCGCUCCUGCUCACUCAGAUCGCGGCGCAAGGGGACAAGGUGCGCCGGCUCAAGGUGGAGAAGGCGGAAAAGUCUGUUGUUGAUGUUGAAGUGAAAAAUCUCCUGAAUCUCAAGGCUCAAUACAAGGCUAUCACUGGUACCGACUGGACACCAAACGCCGCUCCUGUUAAAGUCGAAGCACAGGAUACCAAACCAGCAGCAAUGGAGGGAGGUGGUGACAAAGCGGCCGCCCUCGGUGCUCAGAUCACCAAGCAAGGGGAUCUUGUGCGUGAACUGAAAGGAAAGAAGGCUGAAAAGGCGGUAAUCGACGCAGAGGUAAAGAAGCUUCUAGAACUGAAGGCAGCGUACCAGGCGGAGACCGGCACUGCGUUCGCGCCGCCCGUGCAGCCGCGAGACUCUAAAGCUAAGGAGAAGAAGGAGGCCAAGCCUAAGGAGGUCAAACCUAAAGAGAAGAAGGAGGCUAAGAAGGAACCGUCACCAAAACCUGUGGCGGAGUCGUCUUCGGGAGUGAAGAAAGUCACCCGGCUAGGUCUGGAGGCGAGGAAGGACACCGACCUACCUGAGUGGUACUCACAAGUUAUCACCAAAUCGGAGAUGAUAGACUACUACGACAUCUCGGGGUGCUACAUCCUGCGGCCGUGGUCGUACAGCAUCUGGGACUGUAUCCGCACCUUCCUCAGCGCCGAGUUCCGCAAGUUGGGCGUCAAGGACGGAUACUUCCCUAUAUUUGUCUCGAAGGCGGCGCUGGAGCGCGAGAAGACCCACAUCGCGGACUUCGCCCCCGAGGUGGCGUGGGUCACGCACUCGGGCUCCUCCGAGCUGGCCGAGCACAUCGCCAUCCGCCCCACCUCCGAGACCGUCAUGUACCCCGCCUACGCCAAGUGGAUACAGAGCCAUCGCGACCUGCCCUACAAGCUCAACCAGUGGAAUAAUGUUGUUAGAUGGGAGUUCAAGCAGCCGCAGCCGUUCCUGCGCACGCGCGAGUUCCUCUGGCAGGAGGGACACACCGCCUUCCGCCUGCAGGAGGAGGCCGCCGAAGAAGUACUGCAAGUACUUGAUCUGUACGCCCGCGUGUACGAGGACAUGCUGGCCAUCCCUGUGAUCAAGGGCCGCAAGACCGAGAAGGAAAAGUUCGCGGGAGGGGACUACACCACCACUGUGGAGGCAUACAUACCCGCCAGCGGUAGGGCUAUACAGGGAGCGACGAGCCACCACUUAGGUCAGAACUUCUCCAAGAUGUUCGAAAUAGUGUACGACGACCCCGACACACAGGAGAAGGUGUACGUUUACCAGAACUCGUGGGGCAUCACCACCAGGACCAUCGGUGUGAUGGUCCUAGUCCACGGCGACGACAAGGGUCUAGUGCUUCCACCCCGCGUGGCCGAGGUUCAGGCUAUAGUGGUACCCUGCGGCAUCACCGCCAGCAGCUCGCCCGAGGAGAGGAAGAACCUGAUAGACUCCUGCAAGGCACUGGUCGACGACCUAGUGAAGGCUGGCCUGAGGGCCGAGGGAGACUACAGGGAUAACUACUCUCCCGGGUGGAAGUUCAACCAUUGGGAGCUUAAGGGUGUACCAGUCCGCGUGGAGCUUGGUCCUAAGGACAUGGCUCAGGGUCAGGUCCUGGCUGUACGGCGCCUCACUGGUGAGAAGAUCACGCUGCCGCGCGCCGAAGCCGGCCAACGGCUGGUCGAGCUGCUUGAGCAGACACAUAAGGAAAUGCUUGACAAAGCAACAAAGGAGCGUGACUCAAGACUGUCGCUCGUCACUAAAUGGGAUGACUUUACCGACGCUUUGGAACGCAAGCAUAUACUUCUGGCUCCGUUCUGUGGUGACAUCCCUUGCGAAGAUAACAUCAAGAAUGACAGUGCUAGGACUGAUGAUGACAACACAACUGAUGUGAAGGCCCCUGCUAUGGGUGCCAAGUCCCUCUGCAUACCAUUCCAGCAGCCCCGCGAGCUAACUGCCAGUGACAAGUGCAUUCACCCCGCUUGCAACAACAAACCCAAGUUCAUCACCCUCUUUGGAAGAAGUUACUAAUAAGAAUAAAAACAACUUUUUCUUAAUAAAAUAAUUUAUUAUUA